Sphaeroforma arctica JP610 is the source of this 193-nucleotide messenger RNA. RefSeq lists its product as hypothetical. The record is from RefSeq and is a predicted model, not a curated record. The annotation marks the transcript as partial. The transcript has a single exon. Lineage: Eukaryota; Ichthyosporea; Ichthyophonida.
UACAGCAGCGUGGAAACCACCGUCAGUGUCAUCGUGCCUAACCGCGACGCAGCACAACACCAGCGAAACACCUACGGCAGCCUCACUCCACAGCGACGGCACAGGCCACGGUUCUACAGUGCAGACAGUGGGCGCUCCACACCUCAGUCCGACCUGUACUUCCUACCCACGCUACGGCGGAAUAGGAGAGUAG